Molecule: messenger RNA, 2514 nt
Organism: Linum trigynum
Lineage: Eukaryota; Viridiplantae; Streptophyta; Magnoliopsida; Malpighiales; Linaceae
Source: the annotation of a GenBank genome assembly
AUGGGAUUGGCAGCCAAUAAGAACAUCAUCGCUGCCAUUGCUAAUCGCCCCCAAGAAUUUGUGCGUCAGCUCCCACUUCCAAUUAUCUCAACAACACCUCCCUUCUUACUACACUUCCCAACUGCCCACUCUCCGCUACUCCCUACUCUCACUAAGCUCGCACCUUGUCCAGCGCCCAUUGGAAGAGUUUCAGCUUCUGCGAGAAUGGAGGGUUCCAAAGCUGCUCCAGCGAAGACGCUGCCGCUGGGAUUGGACCCAACGAUGGAGGAAGAGUACGAAUCGCAGUCCAAGUUGCUCAGAGAGUUCGCUAGUAUCUCAAGCAUUGACAAGGCGUGGACUUUCAAGUCUGAGAAUGGAAUUGGUUCGCAGGCAAUGUUUGCAAUUAGCCAACCGAAUCUUCUGGCUAAUAAAAGGAGGAAAUCCAUUCUGUCUGCUAAUGUGUCAAAGGGGAGUAGCAGUUCAAUGAGCUUUCAGUGGGCACCUUUUCCUGUUGAGAUGACUGCUGUCGCUACAAUGGUUCCUUCCCCUUCAGGUUCCAAACUUCUAGUGGUUAGGAACCCAGAAAGCGAGUCACCUGUUCAGUUUGAAAUCUGGAGUCAGUCUCAAUUGGAAAAGGACUUCCAGAUUCCCCAGUCUGUUCAUGGAUCAGUGUACACUGAUGGCUGGUUCGAGGGGAUCUCAUGGAACUCGGAUGAAACUCACAUUGCAUAUGUUGCCGAGGAGCCAACUCCUGUCAAGCCGACAUUUGAUGGUAAAGGGUAUAAGAAAUGUGGUUCUGCUGAAAAGGAUUGUAGUAGCUGGAAAGGCCUGGGGGAAUGGGAGGAAGAAUGGGGAGAGACAUACGCUGGGAAAAGGCGACCUGUGGUCUUUGUUAUUGAUACUAGCAGUGGAGAGGUUCAGCUUGUUAAAGGUAUUGCAAAACAUUUAAGCGCUGGCCAAGUUGUUUGGGCUCCUUCUAUGGAAAGCUCGCCUCAGUAUUUGGUUUUUGUUGGAUGGUCAUCGGAAAGAGGGAAGCUUGGCAUAAAGUACUGCUAUAAUAGGCCUUGUGCUUUAUAUGCUGCCAGAGCACCAUUAUUUGGAACAGAUGCCAAAAGUGAACAGAAAGAGAUUCCUGCUGUAGACUCAAAUGUGAUUAACGUAACUGAAGGCCUUGGUAGUGCUUUCUUUCCUCUGUUCAGCCCAGAUGGAAGGGUUCUAGUGUUUUUAUCUGCCAGUAGCUGUGUGGAAUCAGGUGCACAUUGGGGAACUGAAUCACUCCAUAGAAUUGAUUGGCCUUCUGACUUAAAGACACUCUCAUCUGCCAAAAUAGCUGAAGUGAUUCCAAUCGUUCAGUGUCCAGAAGAUGGUGGCUUUCCAGGGCUGUACUAUGGAAGUUUGCUUCGUCAUCCAUGGCUUUCUGAUGGAUCCACUAUAGUACUAAAUUCUGUGUGGCACAGCAGUGAGGUUAUACUAACUGUGAAUGUCUUAAGUGGAGAUUUGAAGAGAAUCAGUCCUGCUGACUCUAGUUCUGCAUGGCAUGCUCUUACACUGGAUGGUGACAACAUCAUUGCUGUUUCAAGCAGCCCAGUUGACCUCCCUGAAAUUAAGUAUGGGUACAUAGAAGUCCAAAAUGCUGCUUGGAAUUGGUCAAGCGUGCCUAGUCCCAUGAUUAGAUGCUCUGAAAGGGUUGAAUCACUGCUCUCGUCUCGUGAAUUUAGCAUUCUGAAGAUCCCAGUCAAAGAUGUGUCUGCUAACCUGCCAAAAGGCGCAAGUAAACCUUAUGAAGCAAUAUUUGUCUCUUGCACUUCCAAGAAAAGUGACGAGUUAGAUCCACUGAUUGUAGUCCUUCACGGAGGCCCACAUUCCGUGUCCGUAUCUAGCUUCUCCAGGAACCAUGCAUUUCUGUCAUCACUGGGUUACAGUUUGUUGAUUGUGAAUUACAGAGGUUCAUUGGGGUUUGGGGAGGAAGCGUUGCAGUCUCUUCCUGGAAAAGUUGGAACACAGGAUGUGAAUGAUGUGCUUGCAGCUAUAGAUCACGCCAUUGACAAGGGACUUGCUAGCCCCAAUAGAAUAGCUGUGGUUGGGGGCUCCCAUGGGGGCUUCCUCACAACUCACCUCAUUGGCCAGGCGCCAGACAAGUUUGCUGCAGCAGCUGCAAGGAAUCCUGUCUGCAACCUUGCAUCAAUGGUGGGGACAACAGAUAUCCCUGAUUGGUGCUACUUUGAAGCAUAUGGAAGUGAGGGGAAGGAUAAGUUUACCGAAGCAACUUCAGCUGCUGACCUAGCCAUCUUUCACAGCAAAUCUCCCAUUUCACACAUCUCUAAAGUCAAAACACCAACAAUCUUUCUCAUUGGUGCUCAGGAUCUCCGCGUUCCACCGUCCAAUGGCAUACAAUAUGCUCGUGCCUUGAAGGAGAAAGGGGUGGAGACAAAAGUUAUAAUCUUCCCGAACGAUGUUCAUGGGAUUGAGAGGCCGCAAUCGGACUAUGAGAGCUUCCUAAACAUCGGGGUUUGGUUCAAGAAAUACUGCAAAUGA